This is a messenger RNA of Protobothrops mucrosquamatus (brown spotted pit viper), 450 nucleotides long. Its product is annotated as clathrin heavy chain 1-like. Lineage: Eukaryota; Metazoa; Chordata; Lepidosauria; Squamata; Viperidae. The annotation marks the transcript as partial. The transcript is spliced from 3 exons. Gene Ontology annotation, biological process: intracellular protein transport; vesicle-mediated transport. The record is from RefSeq and is a predicted model, not a curated record. Gene Ontology annotation, molecular function: protein binding.
GGCCGUGGUUACUUCGAGGAAUUGAUCGGCCUCUUGGAAGCAGCUCUGGGUCUGGAACGGGCCCACAUGGGGAUGUUCACCGAGCUUGCUAUUUUAUAUUCCAAAUACAAGCCCCAGAAGAUGAGAGAACACCUGGAGCUCUUCUGGUCCAGAGUCAACAUCCCAAAGGUCCUCCGAGCUGCAGAACACGCCCACCUCUGGGGAGAGCUUGUCUUCCUCUAUGAUAAAUACGAAGAAUAUGACAAUGCAAUAAUCACCAUGAUGAACCAUCCGACGGAUGCUUGGAAGGAAGGACAGUUCAAGGACAUCAUUGCCAAGGUCGCCAACGUCGAGUUGUAUUACCGAGCCCUGCAAUUUUAUUUGGAUUACAAACCCUUGCUGAUCAACGAUCUCCUCCUCGUAUUAUCCCCACGGCUGGAUCACACCAGGACAGUCAGCUUUUUCUCCAAG